Molecule: messenger RNA, 956 nt
Organism: Aspergillus heteromorphus CBS 117.55
Lineage: Eukaryota; Fungi; Ascomycota; Eurotiomycetes; Eurotiales; Aspergillaceae
Gene: pre5
Product: proteasome core particle subunit alpha 6
Exons: 4
Coding region: 70-855 (261 amino acids)
Biological process (GO): ubiquitin-dependent protein catabolic process
Cellular component (GO): proteasome core complex; proteasome core complex, alpha-subunit complex; nucleus
Source: RefSeq, a predicted model, not a curated record
GUCAACGGCAUCAUCCUCCUCCUCACUUCCAACGCUUGCUUCUCCCCAUCUCCCCCCGAAGGUUCCACCAUGUUCAGAAACAACUACGACAACGAUGCGGUCACCUUCUCCCCGCAAGGCCGGAUAUUCCAAGUCGAGUAUGCACAAGAAGCCGUGAAGCAAGGAUCCGUCGUGGUGGGACUGGUCAACAAGACACAUGCCGUGCUGGUCGGCUUAAAGCGUAACGCCGAAGAACUCUCCUCAUACCAGAAGAAGAUCAUCGAAGUGGACUCCCACAUGGGGAUCGCCAUCGCGGGCCUGGCGUCAGACGCGCGGGUUCUCUCCAACUUCAUGAAGCAGCAGUCACUCAGCUCGCGGAUGACCUACGGACGGCCCCUUCCGGUCGACCGCAUCGUCAGCCAGAUCGGCGACCGGGCCCAAACGAACACCCAACAUUACGGCAAGCGGCCGUACGGCGUCGGGCUGCUCGUGGCCGGCGUCGACGAGGCCGGUCCCCACCUCUUCGAGUUCCAACCCUCCGGCAUGACCCACGAGAUGCUGGCCUGCGCUAUCGGCGCCCGCUCCCAGAUGGCCCGCACCUACCUCGAGCGCAAUCUCGAUAAGCUUCAGGAUACGACCCGCGAUGAGCUCAUCACUCACGGUCUGCAGGCGCUGAAGGAGACCCUGUCUCAGGAUAAGGAGCUGACGGUUGACAAUACGUCGGUUGGUGUGGUGGGUUUGGCGGCUGAGGGCGCGAAGGGCCGUAUUGAGAGCUUCAAGCUAUAUGAGGGUCAGCUGCUCGUACCGCUGCUGGAGGCGCUGGAGCGGUCGGAGGAGGGCGAGACGAAAGAGGAGUCGAUGGAGGUCGACUCAUAGACUAUUAGUUUCCCAUGCUGAAGAAUAGUAGUUCUUCUGUUCUGGUUGUUAUAGUUCACGAUUCGGAUAAUACAUGACUUUUGACCGGGAUAUGUAUAUGU